AUGUCUACGCCGCCAGAUGUUGACUCGACAUGGUGGGGCAAUGUCCCUUCGCUGUCAGACCUGGGAUACGGCUCGGAGGAGCUGCGCGAAGCGGAGGAGUCGCGGCGCCGCUCCGCGGUGCCCUGGCGCGGUGGGGAGAGCUGCGCGCUGGCGAGGCUGCAGGCUUUCAUUUGGGAGCGCCGGGCUCUGAAGCAGUAUGUGGGCACCACGGACUGGACGGCCAGCGGCAAGUGCACCGCGUCUAACGACCAGACCUCGAAGUUGUCUCCCUACUUGGCCUUCGGCUGCCUGUCUCCCCGGCUCCUUUACUGGGAGAUCCAGCGCUUCGAGAAGAGCGACCGAUGCAAGGGCUGCAGAGGCUUGGUGAACUCGCUGCUCUGGCGCGACUUCUACCGCUUCAUCGUCCACUAUGCCUGGGGGAACCGGACCAUGGACUGCAUCUACAAUUUGAUGUAUCAUCUCUUCGGUCCCAUGAGCUGCGGCUCCCUUCCGGGCGGCCACAAGACGCCGACCCAGCGGCCACUCGUCCCAAGAGCCGUGGUGCCUGGCAUGUGGAGGGGCAUCGUGGGAGUUGUUCUGCGUGCGUGGGGCUGUUGA
Messenger RNA from Symbiodinium natans, 597 nucleotides. The record is from the annotation of a GenBank genome assembly. NCBI's taxonomy places the organism in Eukaryota, Dinophyceae, Suessiales, Symbiodiniaceae.